CCUAAUGGAUUUGUGAAGGCUAGGUGAAGGCACUCAUGACAGACCCAGAGGCGGAGGCCAGAGCCAAGCUUGAGGAUGGAGUUGUAGAGACUCCACUAACAAGUGGAGGAGAGACUGGAGUCACACAUGAACAGGUUGCAGAGACGAAGCAAAUGGAAAAUGCAAAAUUAGAGGUGGUGUCUGUUGGAGAUCAGGAUCUUCCAGCUUCCUCUCCUACACUUGAGAGCCACAAUGUCAACAUGGCAGCAGAAAACAGCACCAAUAACCCAGGACUUGAGAGUGCAGAGCAGACAGACAGUCAGACAGAAGCUAUCAACAAUAUCCAAGCACAAUGUCCAAGUCCAGGAAUGCCUGUAACUAAAGUCCAGCCCUUCCUGUCAGGUGAUCAAGCAGAAGACAAAACACUAAGAGGUCGUUUAUUUGCACGAAGAAUGGAGCUUUUAAUUGGUGUCUGCGUAUUGCUCACUGUUACCCUUGUCCUUGGCAUCGGUCUGGGAGUGGGCCUGAGCUGUAAAGGGAAGUUCCGGUGCAGCUCAUCGCUCUGUGUCAGCAUCUCUGCACAGUGUGAUGGACACAUGGACUGUGAACAUGGUGAGGACGAGCUCAGCUGUGUGCGUGUGAGUGGGAAGAGUUCAGUGCUGCAGGUGUUAAGUGGAGGAGUCUGGAGCACUGUGUGUUCAGAAACGUGGGACUCUGAUCUGGGCUUCUCUGCCUGCAAACAGCUGGGAUACUCCAGUUAUGUGGAGUCUGCUUCUCUCCCUCUCACCUCGAUUGAAGAAGAACUUCAGGAUAAUCUGGUGUCUAUCAACCUGAGCCAGCUGAGUCACCUGCAUCCAAUCAAGAUACACAACACAACCAACCUGAGUAAAACUGAAUGCAGAUCAGGGAAGAUCAUAACUUUAAGGUGCUUGGAGUGUGGCUCCCGGCCCCAGUAUAGGGCACGUAUAGUGGGGGGUAACCUGUCUCAAGAAGGCCAGUUUCCUUGGCAGGUGAGUCUUCAAUUCCAGAAUGAGCACCUGUGUGGAGGAUCUAUUGUAGCAACACAGUGGAUAUUAACAGCUGCACACUGUGUGUAUGGCUUUGCGUACCCCCCUCUGUGGACGGUGCUCGCUGGACUCACAGAGCAGCCAGCCACUGGAGCCAAGUAUCUCACUGUGGAGAAAAUUAUUUAUCAUGGCCGCUACAGACCCAAAGGCCUGGACUAUGACAUCGCCCUGCUGAAACUAUCACAACCACUUACCUUCAACGGGUACAUUGAGCCCAUCUGCCUGCCAAACUUUGGAGAGGAGUUUGAGGAUGGGAAGAUCUGCUGGAUCUCAGGAUGGGGAGCCACAGAGGAUGGAGGUGAAGCAAGUGUGUCUCUGCAUUCUGCGAGGGUGCCACUGAUCUCCACCAAAGCCUGCAGUCAGCCUGAAGUUUAUCAGGGCUACAUCUCCCCUGGCAUGAUCUGUGCAGGAUACCUAGAAGGAGGAACCGACUCCUGCCAGGGGGACAGCGGUGGUCCUCUGGCCUGUGAGGACUUAUCUGUGUGGAAGCUGGUGGGAGCAACGAGUUGGGGUCAGGGCUGUGCCGAGAGAAACAAACCCGGAGUUUAUACACGCAUCACACAAGCUCUCACCUGGAUUCAUCAACAAAUGGAGAGAGAAGAAACACUGAACCCCUCUCCAAUCAGCUCAGACAACUGACAAAGCCGACAAGAUGAUUUAAAAAAAUUUUUUUAAACAGUGCACUGGAUUUUUCAUCCUGCACAGAUCAGUUAUAGACAUUACUAUAAACAGUGUUAUCGAUGCUGGAAUGUGCGGCAGUCUGCUACAGGCUUCGUAACCAUGUAUGGCUGAAUGACUUUACACUGAAGGCAGAAAGAUCCUUAAUCGCUGAAGGCUUCUGAUUAUUUUUGUAGCCUCCAAAACAACCAAAAAGGUUCCAACCUCCAAAAGGUUCAAUGAAUGAACAGAAAUACUACAGUGGAAUUUUGCAUGUUGAAUUUUGAAUGUUUCAGAGCAUGCAUUUUUUUAUAUUCAUAUUCUUCUAGCAAAACAAAUAAACUGUCUUCUUCCUUUUAGAAACACACUAAUGACUCCAAACAUCACUGUGUCCACACUCAAUACAUUGCAGUGUCUCAAGGGCACAAACUUUUCCCAGAAGUGGGAACAUGUCAUAUUGAAUUUUCAUGAAUAAAUAGAUCACUUAAUGUACUGAAAACAUUUAGAUUGUGCACAUAAAAUGAUAGCGAGUUUAUUAGCGCUACUCCACUUGGUCAAUAAAAAGGUCUAUACCACAGCAAUGAUGAAUUCUAGAUUCUGAUUGGUCAGAAAGUUUAAAGAAGAUUAAUUUCCUAAGCUCUGACAGUAAAGCCAGACAGUAGUAGAGGAGUUGUUUAUUUAGCAUUUAUUUAAGGAGUCUCCAGUGUCAGCGCUUUGCAACAGUCAGCAAGUUUUCUUCAGAACAAAGAACUUUAUACUUUCUCUGUAACAUGACAAGCUGCAAUUUUUUUGUCUUCCUAACUUCAAGACAGGAUGGUGAGCGAAUGACUGUUUAUAGCUGCUAUAACAUAAGUGAGAACAGGAACUAAAUCCAUAUCUGGAUUUCUGUUUGCUUUGUGACAGUCUCCGUUAGUAAAAGCGCUAUAUAACACAAUUGGAUUGAAUUAACGUGUUUCCAGGACAU
Molecule: messenger RNA, 2667 nt
Organism: Pangasianodon hypophthalmus (striped catfish)
Lineage: Eukaryota; Metazoa; Chordata; Actinopteri; Siluriformes; Pangasiidae
Gene: tmprss3a
Product: transmembrane serine protease 3a
Exons: 13
Coding region: 36-1685 (549 amino acids)
Biological process (GO): proteolysis
Cellular component (GO): membrane
Molecular function (GO): protein binding; serine-type endopeptidase activity
Source: RefSeq, a predicted model, not a curated record